Molecule: messenger RNA, 1488 nt
Organism: Rhinolophus ferrumequinum (greater horseshoe bat)
Lineage: Eukaryota; Metazoa; Chordata; Mammalia; Chiroptera; Rhinolophidae
Gene: GSTO2
Product: glutathione S-transferase omega 2
Exons: 7
Coding region: 506-1240 (244 amino acids)
Biological process (GO): L-ascorbic acid metabolic process; glutathione metabolic process
Cellular component (GO): cytoplasm
Molecular function (GO): glutathione transferase activity; glutathione dehydrogenase (ascorbate) activity
Source: RefSeq, a predicted model, not a curated record
GCAGAAGAUCCCGGGCCCGCAUCGACAAGCAGCUGAGAACCGGCUGACUUCACAAACGGCCUCGGGCCGCCCACCCUCGACAGCCACCAACGCCCAAGCUCUGCGCGGACCCGUAUGAGACAUCUGCGAGUCCCCAAGACCCCGGUAUCCAGGAGCUUGUAACGCGGCUGCUCAUUGGCUCAGCUCGGCACUGAUUGGCUGGAGCCCUUCCAAAGGCUUUGAGGGUUGGCUGAAGCUCCUAGUGUCGUGGCCAGUUGGCGGGUAGGAUCUUGUUCUAGGGGGUGGGUUCUGCCGCCUGCGGCGGUCGUUCUACUUCCGGCUUCGUCUGCCUCGCGGGGGUAAAUGCUUCGGGAUGUCUCUCUUGUCACCUCUUCCGGGUGGGUUGGUCCGGCCAGCGUUGCGUUUGAAGGCAAGAGGGGUUUAAGGAGGGGCGCGCGGGAGCAUAGGUGUCCCUGGAACCUGUGGCUGCCGCGUUGGGCGUUGCGAGUUGAGCAACCUGGAAACCAUGGCCAAUGAAGCGAGCAAGACCUUGGGGAAAGGAAGCGUCUACCCAGGGCCGGUACCAGAGGGCCUGAUCCGCAUCUACAGCAUGAGGUUCUGCCCUUAUGCACAUAGGACGCGCCUCAUCCUCCGGGCCAAAGGCAUCAGACAUGAAGUUAUCAACAUUAACCUGAGAAACAAGCCUGAAUGGUACUAUACAAAGCACCCUUUUGGCCAAAUUCCUGUUCUGGAAAACAGCAAAUGUCAGCUGAUCUACGAAUCUGUCAUCGCUUGUGAGUACCUGGAUGAUGCUUAUCCUGGAAAGAAGCUGUGUCCAUAUGACCCUUAUGAGCGAGCUCGACAAAAGAUGUUACUGGACUUAUUCUAUAAGGUCCCACAUUUGACCAAGGAGUGUCUGGUAGCAAUGAGAUGCGGGAGAGAAUGCACUGAUCUGAAGCUAGUCCUUCGUCAGGAAUUCGGCAAGCUUGACGAGAUUCUUGGCUAUCAGAACACCAUCUUCUUUGGUGGAGACUGUAUAUCCAUGAUUGAUUACCUCUUUUGGCCCUGGUUUGAGCGGCUGGAUGUGUAUGGAAUAGCUGACUGUGUGACCCACACCCCAGCACUUCGGCUCUGGAUAGAAGCCAUGAAGCAGGACCCGGCAGUGUGUGCGCUUCUCAUAGAUAAGAACAUUUUUCUGGGCUUCUUGAAUCUUUAUUUUCAGAACGACCCUGGAGCCUUUGACUACGGGCUAAGUUGCUGAACCCUCACCGUCCACCCCUUCCCCAUCCAGAAUCCCCAAGCAUUCAUGAUUCUGUAUCAGGAAUUGUUUUGGUGGGUCAGUCGAUCUCUGUUCAUUUCCUUUGAGGUUCCCAAUAAACAAAGAAAAUGUAUUCUUUCUAAUAACCAUUUGCAUGACUCAUCUAGCCCAUACAAAUAUAGUGCCCCGUGCUAAUGUCCGAGCACAUUUUGGGAGCCUGGUGUGCCUCCCAGCUCCUCGGUUUUGCCCAG